UAAACAACAUCUUAAACCGGACGGCACGCGCCAAGUUUCUCUCUCAUUUUACAGUGAAUUUUCAUUAUUUAAUCGUGUGUUUAAUUCAUUCCUCGUGAAAAAUCGUCAUUUAAUAUAAUCGUGAGUGAUAUUCUUGUUAUUAAAAAACGUAAUAUAACGAGUGAUUGUUUUUUUUCGGCGAGGGAAUCCUGCACUUGGGAUAAACAUGUCCCGGAAGGUGCGCAGUUGUUGAUUGCGCAUCUCAUUGCGUCUCAAUUUGAGGGGGGAAUGGCGUGGUAAACAACUUGUGCGCGAAUCGUGAAAACACCGAUUUUCUUGUUUGCGAUUACGGGCAUCGUGUGUUAGUGCGCGUAACGUGUGUUACUUGCCGGUUUUGAACCUCGACCUCGUUGUAAUAGAGUGCCGCGGCUAUAAACAUGAAUUCUUUUGAAAAAAAAGAGUGGUGAUCUGAUGUAAUGGUGUUUUUGUCACACACUGAGGUUAUGACACAUCCUAUUCGCGUUAAUCUUGACGGAGAGUGUGAUAAUUCAUUCUCAGUAUGGAUUUAUCUAGGAGGAUUUUCUACGUCAAGAUUCAUGAUGUAGUUUUCAAAGUGCCUCGCGAAGGAGUUGAUUCCCAAAAAAAUGAAGAACCAUGAUCAUUAGCCAAUGAUUAUGGAAUUGCAGUGUCGAUUUUCGUGUCGGGCAUAAUCGGAGCCCAAAACGAUGCGAUUCUCCCAAAACAAAAAAAAAAUGAAGAAUGGAGUCUUGAAAAUUUUUUUCGAGUGAAACUCGCGAAUCAAAAGACGACAAUUGUAAUAUAUAAAUAAAUCUCAUCUUUCAUCACAAAAAGAUGAAUUUAAACGAUUCAAUGAUCUCUUCGGCGAGAUCCGCUGAUGAGAUUAAGGAUCGUUGCUGCUACUGUCCUGGUGCUUUCGACUCAUCAUCAUCAUCAUCAUCAUUAUCAUUAUCAUCAUUAUCGUCUCAGGAUUGCAAAAUAGCGGAAACAUUUUGUAAAGCCUGUCAACGACUCCAUAGUUUGCCAAUGGAGUCUAUUGAAAAAGACUGUUGUUCUUGUUGUUGUUGUUGUUGUUGUAAGUGCCUGGACAAGAAUCGGUUCAGACGUCGAAAUAAUUGUGUGUCGAGGACUAACGUCAUUGAAAGUGUUAAGGGACAUCGAUGUCGAAGUUGUGUGAACGAGGGUCGUUGUUUAAGGUGUGUUUCAAGUGUUGUGAGAUGGACCAGUGCCAAGAAAACUGUGCGAAGACUCAUUUGGCUGAUUGUUCCAUUAUUGUUGUUGCUGACCUUCGUUUCGCCAAGUAUCGCUAAACUUCAGAAAUCGAGUGGAAGAAUCAAUAAGUCCGGUGUGUGCCAAAGCAUAGACAUACGCAAUUCAGUUAGCGAGUUCAGCAGACUUCAAGGUUGUCGAGUCGUCGAAGGAUUUGUUCAAAUUUUACUGAUCGAUCAUGCGAACGACUCUGCCUUUUCGAAUCUUACGUUUCCAGAUCUUGUCGAAAUCACGGAAUAUCUCGUACUUUACAGGGUGAACGGUCUACGAAGUGUUGGUCGACUUUUUCCAAAUUUAACCGUGAUCCGUGGCAAUUCAUUAUUUAUCAAUUAUGCACUGGUGACUUUUGAGAUGAUGCACCUCCAGGAAAUCGGUCUACAUUCCUUAACCGAUAUUUUAAGAGGCUCCGUUCGUUUCGAGAAGAAUCCUGCACUUUGUUACACUAACACUAUCGACUGGGAUAUCAUUGCCAAGAAUGGAAAAGGAGAGCACGUUAUUUCGGGAAACAAACCGAGAAACGGUUGUCCAAUUUGUGAAAAAGGCUGUCCAAAAAGAGAGACGAACAAGAAUGAGCAUUUAUGCUGGAACAAAGAACACUGCCAAAAAAUAUGUGAUACAUGCGAUGGAAGAACAUGCACAUUAUCCGGUGAAUGUUGUAAUCGAUCAUGUCUUGGCGGUUGUUCUGCAUCGACUGCCAGUAAUUGUACAGUUUGCAAAAAUGUCAUGAUUGGAAAUACGUGUGUGGAUCGUUGUCCAGAAUCCACCUAUGCAUUCAUGAAUUAUAAAUGUAUUACUGAGAAUGAAUGUCGAACUAUGAAGAAACCACGUGAGGCAUUAAAUGUUCACAAAGACUAUCCAUAUAAACCAUUUCAAAAUAUUUGUCGAAUGGAUUGUCCCGUUGGCUAUAUGGAUGAUGAAUCAAAUAAUUUGACAACAUGCAAAAAAUGUAAUGGCCCAUGUCAAAAAGAAUGUGGCGGUGCAAAUAUUGAUAGUAUUGCAUCAGCGCAAAGAUUACGUGGUUGUACACAUAUUACCGGUAGUUUGGAAAUUCAAAUAAGAGGUGGAAAAAAUAUUGUCAAAGAAAUGGAGGAUAGUCUCAGUAUGAUUGAAGAAAUUGAUGGUUAUUUAAAAGUUGUGCGAAGUUUUCCUUUAAUUUCAUUGAAUUUUUUGAAAAAUUUAAAAAUUAUACGCGGCAAAUAUGUUGAUAAUAAUGAAAAAUCAUUAAUUGUUCUUGAUAAUCAAAAUCUUCAAGAACUUUGGGAUUGGAGUUCAAAUAAAACAAUUAAAAUUCUUCAUAGGAACAAUCGACCGGGAAAGGUGUUUUUUCAUUUUAAUCCAAAACUUUGUUUGCAAAAAAUUGAAAAACUUCGUGAGGUUGCACAGUUGGAGCCAUUCACUGAGGUGGAAGUUGCGCCAAAUAGCAAUGGUGAUAAAAACGCCUGUAACGUGACAUUGCUUCAAGUGAAAAUUGAUAAAAAAGCAUCUAAUGCGGCUUUGAUUAUUUGGGCGCCAUUUGAACAUCACGAUCCACGUUCAUUAUUGGGCUAUGUUGUGUAUUUUAUUGAAGCACCAUUUCAAAAUGUCACCAUGUAUGAUGGAAGAGAUGCAUGCGGUGGCGAUGGUUGGAAAGUUGAUGAUGUUUCACCAACAGAAACUUAUUCGCCUGGAUUUAAAAAUAAUACUGAUGUUAAACAAUUUUUAACACAUAUUUUAACAAAAUUAAAACCAUAUACACAAUAUGCAUUUUAUAUAAAGACAUAUACUAUUGCCACUGAACGUUCAGGUGCACAAAGUGAAAUUACUUAUUUUACAACACUACCCGGUGCUCCGAGUGUACCACAAAAACUUUCGACUUACAGUAAUGACAGUGAUGUUUUAAUUAUGACUUGGCAUCCACCAGCUGAGAGAAAUGGAAAUUUAACUCAUUAUCGUAUUGUCGGUCGAUAUGAACCAGACGAUUCACAUUUUCUCGAACAACGAAAUUACUGCGAGGAACCAUUAUCAGCACCUGAGAAAAGACCAGCAAAGGCAAUUUUAAUUGAUGAGGAGAAUAAAAAAGUUGAGGCUGAUAAACAAAGUGUCACUGAACCAGAAACUGAUGUUUGUGAUUGUUCAAGUCGUGAAGUUGAUUCUUCAACACGGGAAAAAGAUGCCACGAGUUCUAUUGCUUUUGAAGAUGCUUUACAUAAUCAGGUUUAUGUUAAAAGGCCAACAUCACGUAGACGACGUGACGUAAGUGAAGUAAUUAUGACUGAAGAAAUUUCAUUUCAAAAACGCGAUGUUUCCAGCGAAAAUAAGGACAAAGAAGCGGGACAAAGAGGAACGAAGAAAUCGUCAAAAGAUGGGAAUAUAAAAAAUUAUACGACACUUAAGGAGGAACCAAUACCACCUGAUGAAAUGGAAGAUGGAAAAAUACUGAAAUUCGAGAGGAGAAUUCCAACAACCAAUUAUACCACCGGUCCUAUUACAUUUGUGAUAAGUGGACUGAGGCAUUUUACUGUUUAUAAUAUUGAAAUUCAAGCAUGCCGUGAAAUAACAUCAAACGACAGAUCAAUAAAUGAUUAUUGUUCAACUAAAAGCAUGAAGACUUAUCGAACAAUGGCACUGGAUUGCGCUGAUGAUAUUCCAGCGGAUUCAUUUAAAGUAACUUCAACAACAAACAAAGACAAUGCUAGUCUUCCAUCGCCUGAAGUUAAACUCGAAUGGAACGAGCCACAAAAGCCUAAUGGUCUUAUUGUCACCUAUCAAGUUGAAUACAAAAAUCGCGAUAUACAAAACAUAAAACCAACGACAAUUUGUUUAACGAGAAAAGAUUUUAUUCGCAAUAAAUUUUAUACAUUAAAAGAUCUUCCGGCUGGUAAUUAUACAAUAAAAGCACGUGCAGUGAGUUUAGCUGGAUAUGGAAAUUAUACACAUGAAAAAAUUGUCUAUAUAAAUGAAUAUAAUUAUGGAAAAUUUUGGAUUAUAUUUACAAUUAUAUUAAUAAUUGUAAUUAUGAGUUUAUCGGGAUGUUCUGUUUAUGCAUGUAGAAGAAAAAUGCGUAAUGUUCCAAGUAUGAGAUUAAUAGCGACUGUCAAUCCAGAAUAUGUGAGUACUGUUUACAUUCCUGAUGAAUGGGAAAUUCCAAGGGAGAAAGUUCAACUUGAAGUAACUAAACCAAUUGGUAAUGGAUCAUUUGGAAUGGUACACGAGGGAAAAGCUUUCGAUGUUGUUAAAGGAAAGCAUGAGGUACGUUGCGCUAUCAAGACUGUCAAUGAUAAAGCAACCGAUCGUGAACGUAUCGAGUUUCUUAAUGAAGCCUCAGUAAUGAAGGCUUUUAAUACUCAUCAUGUUGUGAAAUUAUUGGGAGUUGUUUCACGUGGACUACCAACAUGGGUUGUUAUGGAGUUGAUGGUAAAUGGGGAUUUAAAGGAAUAUUUGAGAAAUCAUCGACCGGAUGCGUGUGAAGAUCCAACCGUUAAGCCACCAACAUUAAAAAGAAUUCUAAGAAUGGCUAUUGAGAUUGCCGAUGGUAUGGCUUAUCUUUCGGCUAAAAAAUUCGUGCAUCGUGAUUUGGCUGCGCGCAAUUGUAUGGUUGCUGAAGAUUUGACGGUGAAAAUUGGCGAUUUUGGAAUGACACGUGAUAUUUAUGAAACCGAUUAUUAUCGAAAAGGAACAAAGGGUCUUUUACCUGUGAGAUGGAUGGCACCAGAGAGUUUAAAAGAUGGAGUAUUUACAAGUUUCUCGGACGUUUGGAGUUAUGGUGUUGUUUUAUGGGAAAUGGUUACACUUGCUUUGCAACCUUAUCAAGGUUUAUCCAAUGAUCAGACUCUGCGUUAUGUAAUUGAUGGUGGAGUUAUGGAAAAGCCGGAAAAUUGUCCGAAAUUUCUUUAUCAAUUAAUGAGAAGAACGUGGUGUUAUAAAUCAAAUGGACGUCCGACGUUUAUUGAUAUUGUCAAAGUUUUUUUAUAUUUUACGGAAGAGGAUUUUCAUGAUGUUAGUUUUUUUCAUUCACCUGAAGGCGCUGAUGCAGUGGCUCAUAAUGCUUCCGUUUCCUCGUACACUGAAGAUGACAUCAAAGAGAUACUCAAAGAGAUAUUAGAAGGGGAGGAAAUAAUUGAUGGUGAAGAUUCUCCUCUACGUCAAGAUUUCGGUGAUUUUGGUGAUUUUGCUGAUUUUAUGCCACUCAGUUUGAAGAGAAAUUCAUCACCAAGAUAUGCAUUAGAUCUUUAUAGUAAUGGUUCGAAAUUUUCAAAUUUUCACGAUUAUAAUUCAGCGAAAGUACCACAAAAAGCUGGUUUCGAUGAUUUCGAUGGUGUUUCAGUUGAAUCAAAUGAAGCAUCAAGUAAAGAUACAUUAAAUUUACCAUUCGCUGAAGAUAGUGUUAAAUCAGUCAAGAGUUCACCGUUCGCACAAAACAAGAGUUUAUCGCGUGAAAGUUUAAGCGGUGAAUCGUCAUUGGCAAAAUCCGUAAGUCCACAAAAUUCGGCACAAAAAUCAUUUAUCGACAGUCCAAGUCCAUCGAAAAUAUCACGUGCCGAUCCCGAUUAUGAAAAUCGUAGUCCCGAAAUAAUUGCGUUAAAUACAAAAAUUGAAAAAGCACCAUUACGCAUGAAUUUUUCAUCAUUAAAUACAAUUGAUAUUGAGACAAAUGAUAAUAAUGAUAAGGAGAAAAAACGUCAAUCAGAUUAUAGAAAUCGAACGGAAACAUUAAAUAACGGAUAUAUCGGUAACGCGACCACGUAGUUUAUUUUUGAGAAAAAAAAAAAAAUUGCCCACAUUACAAGGUCAACGUUCAACUUUACAAGGUAAAUAUAAAUGUGCUUUGGGCAUGAAAACAUUUUUUUUUUUACAAAAAAAACAGAAAUCCCUCCUUUAUGUAUAUAAGGGAUGAUUUCAUUUUUUUUUUUUUUUUGUUUUUUUACGCGAAUGGAGAAGAAUGAAAGUUUUUAAAAGAAAAAUAAUAAUAACACUAAUCUAAGCUACAAACGUAAGGUACAUUUUACACUUUUUAGAUGUAAAAGCGAUUUAAUCGAAUGGUAAAAUUUCGAUUGACAUAUUAAAGAUUCGAUAUUCCUUAUAUUCCAUAUACGGGUGUAGAAAAAAUGCGUCUUAAUUCCGUCUCCCUGAUUAGAGUUUAAAAGUAAACGAGAAGAAAAAAAAAAAAGAAAACUUUGCUGCGUGUGUACAGAUCUUUUUUUUUUUAAUCUCGCGUGUCCACGAAAAAAAAAAAAAUUAUUGCAAAUUAUAAUCGCGGAAACUCGUACCAAAUACCUACACAAUUUAUUAUCAAAGUCGAGUAUCAAGUGUGUGGACAGUAUUAUAAAAUAUGCAUGUUGUGGCAACCAUCUUGACCUAUCUAGUAUUUAAGUCAAUAUCAAAGAUUGAACUUGAUUAAUUAUUUGUAAUAUAAAAAAAAAAAAACUAAAUAUUUAACUGAAACACAUCUCCGGCUUCCCAGACGCGAUACUCGUCGCUCGAACCCUUCAAAAAAGGAAAGAAAUAUAAAAUUCAAAAUGAUUAUUUACAUUUUUUUUUGAAAUUUUUUUGUUUUUUUUUACUAAAAUCGAAGAAUGGAAAAAAGUUGUAAUCAAUUACUCGUUUUAUUUUUAAGUAAUAAUUGAAUAUUUAAUUAAUCGAUUAUUAAUUGAAUAUUUAAUUAUUGUUUGAUUAAUUAAUAAUUUGUUUACUUGAAUUAUUAAUUAGGAAAUUAUCAAUCUAAAUUAAUAAUUGGUCAAUCAAAAUAUGAAUUGAGUAAUAUUAAGUGAUUAAUGAAAUAAUUACAAUCACUGGCGAAAUUGUAAAUUAAUUAAUUAAUUGAUUUUAAAUUAAUAAUCAAUUUAAUUAAUUAAUUAAUUGCAGCGACCUUAUAGUACCCGGAGGUGGUUCAGAACGUUUCUAGUAACUAAAAAAACUAUUUAUUUGAAUUCUAAUUUUGAAUUUAAAUUUGUUUUUCGAUUUUAUAAAAUAACAUUCUUACGGCACUUUAUGUACGAACGAUUUUAAAAAAAAGCGUUUUCUGAACCAUCUUGCACAGAACUGUGUCCUCGCAUGCGAAUGAAUUUGAGAAGUAUGGUGCUUUUUGAAAUUGGCGUGUUCAAUAUAUUUUUUUUUUUUUUGUUACGAGAAUUAGAAGUCGUCCGAGAGUUUCAAGUCGGCAAUACUAUACGAGAGAUGUUUUUACCACCAAAUGUGUUUAAAGAGCACCUUGCUUUAUUUAGCUUCUUCAAUAUACUUAUAUAGAAACUAUUUAUCAGACAAGCCCUCAACAUUCGUCAUUCAGCGAUUGCUUUUAUUUAUUACAUUUUUUUUUUAUAUUCUCAAUUUCUAACUUUCAAUUUAAAUUGAAAGAUUGCAUUUUUUUUCUCUAGAAAUAUAAUUAAUUAUAUAAAUUAAUAAUUUAAUUUACAUAAUUUUUCGAAUAUUUCUAUUUUUAAAGUAGUUUUCCAAUUUUUUAAAUUCUAAAUAUUAUUUUUUUAAAUAAAUAAAAUUUUAUUUUCUCAUUUACUGUAAAUAGAAGAAAAAAAAAAGUGUAAUGAAGUUGAAAGCAAUAUUAUAUUUGUAACUGAAACUUGAGCAGUUUCGAAAUCGAACAAAGGUUCAAGUGUAUACAAUGAGGUGGGCUUAUCGCAAAAUCAAACUAUGUAAAAUAUCUGUCUGUGUAUAUCCAUACUGUUUCUUGGAGCCAAUGGGUACAAACCGAGUAAUUCUCCGCGUAAAAUAAAAGGCUCGCUUUAAAAAAAAAAAAAAAAGAGUCUUACAAAGAAUUUCCAUUCGUAAUAAACAGAGAUAGAGAAUUUUUUUUUUUCUACUAUAUGUAUAAUAUUAAGUGGCAGAAUGCGGUGAAAUAUUAAGAAAAGAAAAAUAAAAAAAAAGAAAAAAUUAAUUAUAUAAUACUUGGUGCUACGAUCGGAUUUUGUCCCUUGCUCCAGGAAGUCAGGUUCAAAGUUCAGAGGCAUAUUAUGCUUUCAUGUAGAGGAGAGAACGUAGACUGUCUUAGCCCAGUGAGAGCCAAGAUUGAUGACGGAUGAAAAGGUCGAUCCCCCACCCUUGAAAGCUGUUUAUAAAAGAAAAAUUAAAAAACAAAAAAAAAAAAAAGAGAAAAAAAAACCUAAGAAUUUUCAAACGAAUUUCAAAGCGACGAAGAAAAAAAAAAUGGAUAAUAUGCGCGAGCAACGCAAAUUCAGUUGAAACUAGACAUAAUGAGCCUCAAAUACAAGACUGAUUAGCUAAUCCUCUUUAUAAACUCGUAAUCUCCCACUAAGUUAAAGUUAUUUAAAAAAAAAAACAAUAUAGUAGAAAGUUCCAUAUUUUAUUCUCGAUGGCUAUCCUUUUUGUUUAUUUUUCUGCUAAAUAACCGCUUAAAGUAUAAUUAGUUAAGUAAUUAUAUUAAGGACCGAAAUACCAGUGACCUAAUAUACAGAGAACCUAUUUUAUUUGCAAUGCUUUACAUUAGAUGACCUCGUACCUAUGUUUUUAUAUAUAAAAAAAAAAAAAAAAAAACAACUAAAAUCAGUGAAAGUCGUACAGAUUUAUAUAUUUAAGUUUGUUAAUAGAUAACGAAAACUAGAAAAUAAUGUACACAGUCCUUUUUUUCUAAUCUUGUCAAAAAUUUACAAUUUUUUUUUAAAAAUAAAUUACCGAAAAUUAAAAUUGUGAAAAAUCUUUUUUUAAUAAAGAAAUUUAUAUUUAUUUUUAGUAACAGAUAUUUAAGUACUUUUCUAAUAAUUAUAUAGUAUUUAUUAGACUAAAUAUUUUUAAAAUAUUUUUGUCAAAUAAUAAUUUUUUAUACAAAUAUUUGUUGAUAAAAAUGUUAAAUGUUUUGACAAGUGGAAAAAAAGAGGAGAAAAUAGAAAAAAAAAUUUUUUUUGUCACCUAUCAUUUUCAAGAAAAUUAUGUACUUUCAAUAAUAUUACUCGUCAAGAUACUAAAAAAUUAUUUUCAUUUUUAUUGUUAUUUAUCUAUAAAAAAAAAAAAAAUUUUAAGUAUCGUUUCUUUAUUGUUAAUCAUUUUUAUUGUAAUUAGAGUUCUAAAGGAAAAAUUGAGAAUUUCUUUUUACGUAAUGUAAAAUUUUUAUUUGUAAUUAUUAUUAAUUGAUGAAAAUUUAAUUAAGUAAUUAUUAAUUAUUAAUUAUUAAUUAUUAAUUUUUAAUUAUGAAUUAAAUAAUUAAUCUUUAAUUUAAUUUAGUAAUUAAAUAAUUGUUAAGUAAUUUACAGUUUUUUAAUUAUUAAUUCCUUUUUAGGUUUUUUUUUGUAGAUUUUCAAUUUUCUGAGAACUCUAAAAAAAAUAACUUCACUUCUAUUGACAAUCUACUUAAAGGCUUCUGUCUUUGAUUUUUUCAAACUUUUUUUUUAUAUUGUUCUGUGAAAAUAAUUUAUUAAUAAUUCAUUACAAUUAAAAAUUGAGAAAAUUUUUUUACAUUAUUGAUUUUUAAUUAUUAUUUAUUGGAAAAUUCUUGAUUAAAAUGAUAAAAAAAUUGUGGAAGCCUUUGAAAUUGUGCUUUAAGAAAAAAAAAAAACAAAUCAUUUAUGUACUUUUUUUUUAUUCAUCCAACAACGACUGUGUUAUUUUCUCUGCCGAGUUCUGAUUGUACCGCAAUUAUGAAGUAUAAAUGAUCCUUUUCUUCCGUCUCUUCGAGCAAUGGUGAUAUACAAUUUUUUUUUUUUUUUAUACAAAGAGAAGAAGAAGAAGAAAUUGAUUUACACUAAUAAGCUUGAAGCAUAUACACACUGACAGAUUCUAGUGUUAUUAUUAAAUGCCAGCAGUGUAUCAUAAAUAGAAAAAAAAAGCUCGUUCUUAUUCUCAAGUAUUCGAAAAAAUGAAUUAAGAUCUUCAUUUUUUCAAAUCUUUGCAAAUUUCUACUGUUUCUUUUUAAUAUUUAAAAAUUACAGUAAUUUUUGCAUGAAUCCAAAAAAAAAUUAUUCAUUUUUUUUUAUUGUAAAUAGUAAAAAUAAAUAAAGUUUUAUUUUAAAUAAUAAAAUUCAAACAAAAAGAUUCAUAUUUAUUUAAAUAAUAAAACUUGAAGAAAUAAAUUAAAAAUAACAAUUUUUAAUUUCUGACUUGUAAAGAUUUAAAAAUUGAAUUUCUCGAUUCACUCUUCAUUGAGACGAUCAACGCUUAGAUUAAAUUAAACAUGAAUAUAUAAAUAGAUAAAUAAAUACAGAAAAAUUAUAUUAUAUAUAUAUAUAUAUUUAAAUGUAUAUAUUUUCAACUGUAAUUGUCGCGUACAAUUAAUCAGAAAUAUGUUUCCUAUAUAAAAAAAAAAAAUGAAAAUCGCGAAUCAUGAUUAUAUAUCAGGAAAGAGAGUUUGACUCGCCGUUAUUUCGGCCUAGCAUUUUUUUGGGCUCUGUAUAAAAAAAAAAUAAUAGUACACAACUAAGAAUUAUUUGUAAGAAUAAAAAUUGUGAAUCAGAAAUUUCAUGUUUGUACGUGUGAAUGAAUGUUUCAGAGAUCGUUUCAAAAAAAAAGGAAAAGAAAGAAAGAAAAAAAAAGUUUAAAUGUUAAAAAAAAAGGGGCGCUGAAAUGAAAAAUAGUGCGGAAAUUUUUUCUGAAAAUGAAAAUAUUUUUAUCUUUAUAAAAACUUAUGAAUUUAUACGAUCACAGUAUUGAAAAAAAAAAUUUUUU
Messenger RNA from Leptopilina boulardi, 10869 nucleotides. It is a transcript of the gene InR-2, whose product is annotated as insulin-like receptor. Gene Ontology annotation, cellular component: axon; membrane; insulin receptor complex. The record is from RefSeq and is a predicted model, not a curated record. Lineage: Eukaryota; Metazoa; Arthropoda; Insecta; Hymenoptera; Figitidae. Gene Ontology annotation, molecular function: insulin receptor activity; ATP binding; insulin receptor substrate binding. Gene Ontology annotation, biological process: glucose homeostasis; positive regulation of MAPK cascade; cell surface receptor protein tyrosine kinase signaling pathway. The transcript is spliced from 14 exons. The coding region runs from base 832 to 5991 and encodes 1719 amino acids.